CACCCUGAAAAACCCAGCCCGAAACAUACUGUGAUGGCUGGGAUUGAUGUAGGGGCAGCCCAUGAAGAGAGAGCUGACAUAAAAGAUGCAGCAGCACUUGCUUCACAACAUCAAAACAAUCUUUUCACUCUUCCUUUUUUCCAGAAGUUAAUUGCAGAAUUUUUGGGCACAUACUUCAUGGUAUUUGCAGGUUGUGGUGUGGUGGUGGUUGACACCAAAAGGGAUCAUGUGAUCGGUCAAACAGGAAUCGCCAUCGUAUGGGGAUUGGUGGUGAUGGUGAUGAUUUACACCGUCGGCCACAUCUCCGGUGCCCAUUUCAACCCUGCGGUCACCAUUGCUUUCGCUUCGAGCAAGAGAUUCUCUAUGAAACAUGUGCCUCCAUAUAUUAUUGCUCAAUUCCUUGGAUCAACCCUAGCAAGCGGAACCUUGCGGUUGAUAUUCAACUCGAAAAACAAUAAUCUAGGAGCAACCGUUCCCACAGGGUCCAAUCUUCAAUCUUUGGUGUUGGAAUUCAUUAUCACGUUCUAUCUCAUGUUCGUUAUCUCGAGUGUUGCCACAGAUGAUCGAGCUAUUGGAGAAGCAGCAGGACUUGCCAUUGGAUCCACCAUCUUACUCAAUGCCAUGUUUGCAGGGCCAAUUUCAGGGGCAUCAAUGAACCCGGCCCGGACCCUAGGCCCGGCCAUUGUGUCAAACCAAUACCAAGGCUUAUGGGUCUACAUCCUGGGACCGAUAUUGGGAGCCAUAGCCGGGGCGUGGGCAUACGGUAUCAUAAGAUUCACCGAUAAGCCAGUACGUGAGAUCGUCAAGAAUUCAUCUUUCAUCCAAAAAUUGGAUGCACAAAUAUGCCCUUUUUAACUCCAUUCGGAUUUAACACAAGAAGCAAGCCCGAAACCGGUGUCUCACAUUAUUUGUUGCCUCUCAUGUUAUUAUAAUAAUUUUUUUUUCAUUGUUUUAUUCCAUUUACACUUUGUAUAAAACGAAUGUAAAAAUGUUCAAAGAGUUGAAUAAUAUAGAAAAAAAAUGUUUCGAGAUCAA
Messenger RNA from Helianthus annuus (common sunflower), 1035 nucleotides. RefSeq names its product aquaporin NIP1-1. The record is from RefSeq and is a predicted model, not a curated record. NCBI's taxonomy places the organism in Eukaryota, Viridiplantae, Streptophyta, Magnoliopsida, Asterales, Asteraceae. Gene Ontology annotation, biological process: transmembrane transport. The coding region runs from base 34 to 855 and encodes 273 amino acids. Gene Ontology annotation, cellular component: membrane. Gene Ontology annotation, molecular function: channel activity. The transcript is spliced from 5 exons.